This is a messenger RNA of Mus caroli (Ryukyu mouse), 4982 nucleotides long. RefSeq names its product somatostatin receptor 4 (gene Sstr4). Gene Ontology annotation, cellular component: plasma membrane; neuron projection. The record is from RefSeq and is a predicted model, not a curated record. Gene Ontology annotation, biological process: neuropeptide signaling pathway; cellular response to glucocorticoid stimulus. Gene Ontology annotation, molecular function: neuropeptide binding; somatostatin receptor activity. Lineage: Eukaryota; Metazoa; Chordata; Mammalia; Rodentia; Muridae.
GAGACUUUCAGUUUCCUUCAUCCCUGGACUGGGCUAAAGGACGAUACAGGACUUUCUGAACACUGAAAGAGCAGGGAAGGGCUGUCAGGUGCUGGGAUGAUGGCUCUGCGUGCUUGGGUGCUUGGGGUAAUCUGGGGCCAUCCAGAUACUUUAAUACCCAGAAAACUGUAGGUAGUGAGCGAGCAAGUCGGAGAGAACCAGGAUCCUAAGGAGAGAGGAUCUGAAGAGCUGAGGGAGGGAAGAUCUAGCGGCACAAGGUAGGACGGGGUCCAAGUAAAGUUUCUGAUAGCCCAGCGAAACUGGCAACAGGGCAGAGGUGGCUCAGGUAAGAAAAGCCCACAAGAGCUCUUCGGGCAAAGGCACCUGAGGUUGGGCGCGCGGAGGGAAGGGCGCGCGCCGGGCAAAUGGAGCUCCCGCGGCCGAGGGACGCGCGGCAGCGCAGGGAUUGGCGGGUGCUCCGGGGCCCCCGCGCACUUCUUAGGCGGAGCGGCUGAGCCGAGCGUGUGCGCGCGCGACCCCAGCCCGCCUCUUGGUCCUUGGCUCAGCGCUCCGCUGCUCUCCACCGCAUUCCGCUGCACGGGGUGGGCACCCCGAGACAUGAACGCACCGGCAACUCUACCUCCGGGGGUCGAGGACACCACCUGGACCCCUGGGAUCAACGCCAGCUGGGCUCCGGACGAGGAGGAGGAGGAUGCGAUGGGGUCCGACGGCACAGGGACAGCGGGCAUGGUCACUAUCCAGUGCAUCUAUGCGCUCGUGUGUCUGGUGGGCCUGGUGGGAAACGCCCUGGUCAUCUUCGUGAUCCUACGCUAUGCCAAGAUGAAGACAGCCACCAACAUCUACCUACUCAACCUGGCCGUCGCCGAUGAGCUCUUCAUGCUCAGCGUGCCAUUCGUGGCCUCGGCGGCUGCCCUGCGCCACUGGCCGUUCGGGGCGGUACUGUGCCGCGCAGUGCUUAGCGUGGACGGCCUGAACAUGUUCACUAGUGUCUUCUGCCUCACCGUGCUCAGCGUGGACCGCUAUGUGGCUGUUGUGCACCCUCUGCGCGCCGCCACCUACCGGCGGCCCAGCGUGGCCAAGCUAAUCAACCUGGGAGUGUGGCUAGCAUCCUUGCUGGUCACUCUGCCCAUCGCAGUCUUCGCUGACACCAGGCCAGCUCGUGGGGGCGAGGCCGUGGCUUGCAACCUGCACUGGCCUCACCCGGCCUGGUCUGCGGUCUUUGUGAUCUAUACUUUUUUGUUGGGCUUCCUACUCCCGGUUCUGGCCAUCGGAUUAUGCUACCUGCUUAUUGUGGGCAAGAUGCGUGCUGUGGCCCUGCGGGCUGGCUGGCAACAACGGAGGCGCUCAGAGAAGAAGAUCACUAGGCUCGUGCUAAUGGUGGUGACCGUCUUUGUGCUAUGCUGGAUGCCGUUCUAUGUGGUGCAGCUUCUGAACCUGUUUGUCACCAGCCUCGAUGCCACUGUCAACCAUGUGUCCCUCAUCCUGAGCUAUGCCAACAGCUGUGCUAACCCCAUUCUCUAUGGCUUCCUCUCUGACAACUUCCGGCGCUCUUUCCAGCGGGUUCUGUGCCUGCGCUGCUGUCUCCUGGAAACAACUGGAGGUGCUGAGGAAGAGCCCCUGGACUACUAUGCCACUGCUCUCAAAAGCAGAGGGGGUGCAGGAUGCAUAUGCCCUCCUCUGCCCUGCCAGCAGGAGCCCGUGCAAGCAGAACCUGGCUGCAAGCAAGUCCCUUUCACCAAGACCACUACUUUCUGAAAACCAUUUUACCCUCCCUCACCUCACCUGCAAACAGGUCUGCGCCACUCUCUCAAGCCAGCAACUUCAAGAACAACUCCUGUUUUCACUAAGCCAGGCCCUUUCUGCAGCCUGUGUGCUGUCCCCAGGAGCCUCGGGACUCCUGCUAGCCCCUCCCUCUCCUAGGACUGACUCCAAGGACACCUCCAUGGGGGUAGGACUGCCCUGGGAUUUGGGCUAAAGUACCAUCCAUUCCUGGGCCUCUGGAAAAGUUUUCAAGAGGUGGGAAGCAGGUGGUGGUCAGAAAGGGGUGUCUAGCCUUGUGUGACUUGUGACAGUGACUGCUUGAAAGAGCCCUUGGGAGGCUGAGGUAGGCAGAGCCUGUGCUCCGUGUAGGCUCUUUGCUGUAUGGUAGCAUAGUGUGUAUGGUGAGACAAGGGAGAAGAUAUGAUACCUCCAAGUGGUUUCCCUCUCUGUCGGUCUGAGGCUCUCGUUGCUAAGUGAGAUGUCUAUGCAACAGACGAGGGCACUUGCACUGUCACUCUACAAGUGUUUUCCAGUUGUCAAAGGGCCAGUAGAGACUUCCUGUGAAUGUGAAAGACUUAAAGAAGCAUGAUGUGGGGCGGUUUUGCAAGGCAUAAAACUUCUGGUCAGGAAUUCAAAGGCAGAAAGGAUUAAAAUCUCAUCAGCUGCAAUUUUUUUCCACCCCUGUCGCUGAUUGCAGGAAUAUGAAACUCCAUUAAAACCCGAGCUAUGCUAUGAGGGGGAAGGUAUAGGAAAAAGACCAGAGAACUAGGUGGAGGGGAAACAGACUCUGUUUUGACAUCAGAUGAUGACCACAGUGAAAAGCCAUUCCUGUGCCUUGUAAGUUAACCACAGCUUCAGUGAUACUUCCCCUGAGGAAGAUUCACAGCCUGUAAGAGCUUUACUUCGGCUAAAGCGGUGGAGGGAACCCAGCUUAUGCAGCAUUUGGGUGAGAAGUGGCUGAUUACAGCCCAGAUCAAUACAGCAAAAAAAAAAAAAAGCCCUGCCGAGUUCUACUGAGCCAUCGCUGGUGGUGCUAGAACAACAAGUCAAGAGGGGGAGGAGGAGGCACAGGGCAGUCAUCUGGGCAGUCCCCACAGCUGCCUGGCAAGGGAGAGUGUUCUUUAAAAGAAAACACCUGGAUCCUAUCAGCCUAGAAAACAUAGCUCUGUGUCUUCAAGGGCAGUCAGCAUGAGUUCUAGCUGUUGGGAGGCUAAUGGGGAUCCAGACUGAACUAGGAAGCAGAGUGGGGCCUGAGGGAAUGCUCCACCACCCUGUGGGUUACAGUCAAUCUCUGAAACCCUGGGAGAAGCAGGAGGUGACCUUUUUCUGGGCUUCUUGCCCAGAGCCAUGACUUGUAUGACAGUAGCAGCUGCCUGGUAUGUGGGAAAUGGACAAGAAGGCUGAAUUCUGGUCCCAGGCACAAAUGUCUUAAAACCCAAGCAGGUCACUCAGGCCAGGUCUUCAGAAUUUUUGCCUGGAAAAAAAAAAUCAACUGAUCCUUGUUGUUUGGCAACUCUUUAGUUGAUCCAGUGUUUUCUGUUGUUUUAGCCAUUGUUGUUCUGUGGCUGUUGAGACAGGAUCUCAUGUAACACCAGCUAGCCAUCAAUUCACUACAUGGUAGCCGAGGAUGAACUUAAAACUUAGGAUCCUCCUACCUCUACCCCCUGAGUGUUGGGAUUAUUUUGUUCAGCACCAUGCCUGUUCAAUGUUAGGGAUAAAACUCAGAGCCUCAUGGAGGCUAGGCAGGCACUCUACCAACUGAGCUAUAUCCCCAGUCCCACAUGGUGACUCUUAGCAGCUAAGACUGGAGAUUCCAACUUCCUCAGUAGCAGUAGAAAAGAGAAAGUUUAGUGUGUGGACAUAGACCUGUUGCAUUCUCACUUUCUGAAAUAGUCAGCCAGCUAGAUGGCCUGAUAGUGACAACUGGUAUUGAUUGUGGGUGUCUCAAGGGUGGUGCAGGAGUAUGUGGAAGUCAUCAGAGUCUGUUACUCAAUUGAUCUUGACUUACCUAUGAGAAAACGGCAUAGCCAGGUCUCUUCUGUAUCAAAGGCCAUGGCUAUGGGUUGGGAAGCUCUAAAUAGAGUGCUGACCUCUUUGUCUCCACUAGCAUGAAUACAAAUAUACUCACGCACAUGCACAGACCAUUCCUACCUAGUCAUUACUUCUCACAGUCACCCUGAGCAUUCAGAAAAAGUCAGUUUCACAUCUAUAGGUCUUAUGUCUAUAACAGCAACUUCUUGCAGUUUUGUUUUGUUUUGUUUUUUAUUAUUAUUAAAUUGUUUCUUUGUCCCUGGUGCCUGGCAAAGUAGAUAUCUGAUAGUUUUGAACUUCACUGCAAGGAUCAUAUAGUGGAAACUUUUGGCCUUAGCAAUAGUUGCAGUAGUUUGAGUGAGUCUGGAGUUUAUGUUUUCAGCCUUCUAAUGACUCACCCGGGCCCCAAGACAUGUUUGUUCGUUGGAAAAAGACAAAUUCCAUUUUUUUUUAAAAUGCAAGCUUUUAACAGAGAUUAAUCAUGGCUGAAAGGCUAAUAGCUUCAAGCUGGAAAAGUCACCAAUAAUAACAGAAAACAUUAGCUUUAGCUAGCCCAAGAGAAGUAAUUUUGGCUUUCUCACCUCAGUUUCCCACUCUUUUUCUUUUCUCCAUUAAUUAACUUAUUUAUUCAUUUUGCAUCCUGAUUUGCCCACUCUUAAUAUAUGUAUAAGUGGAAGGCUUGAGUUCCUAGCUCUUCUGUUGUGUCUGUUGUUUCUGAAUGCAGAAAAAUUGGACUUUGAAACACUUGUCUGAUAGGAGAACCUGUGAGCACAGAUGUCAUAAUCCUGAAGCUGUGUUUGCUGAGACAACUCUACUGUGUUAGUCAGCACUGUGGCCCAAAAUUCUGUUCCGUGGGUCCAUGUGCUGGGAUAUGUGUGUAUUCAGUGACAGGGCGCUAAGGGUUUCUUUCAGUGAUUCAACCAGCUUCCAGACAACAUGGUGAGUCUGUACAGUAUGGAACCUGGAAAUAAUUGGCAAAGAUGGCUAUUAAUUAAAUAACCAUACAAACAAAGGUGUGAUUCAAUUCAAAGCUAAGCUAAUACCAUGACUAGAGAUGUACCUUUAUGGUAGAGUGUUUGCAUGUGCAAAGUCCAAAAAAACGUGCAUGUGCUCUCACAUGAGUGAGUAGACUGACUCUCUCUCUCUCUCUCUCUCUCUGUCUCUCUCUCUCUCUCUCUCACACACACACA